Messenger RNA from Nicotiana tabacum (common tobacco), 894 nucleotides. RefSeq lists its product as uncharacterized. Gene Ontology annotation, cellular component: nucleus. The record is from RefSeq and is a predicted model, not a curated record. Gene Ontology annotation, biological process: gravitropism. NCBI's taxonomy places the organism in Eukaryota, Viridiplantae, Streptophyta, Magnoliopsida, Solanales, Solanaceae.
UGUUCAUAUACCUAAUUCCUAGCCACAGACUGAUCAUUUCGAGCUUUGAAGCACAACAAAAAGUACCUCUCUCUCUCUCUUUAUUUUCCAAUUCUUUGAAUACUGAAACUCAUAAGCACCUUGAUCAACAUAUAUAUUAUUCCAUUUCCACAAGAUCAAUGGAGGAGCAACAGAAGGAGCUGCACUUUCUACCUAAUCAUCCAAAUGCCGCAGCUUCCUCUUCUUGGCCAUUAGAUUCCUCGGCAAACUAUAAUAUCCGAUCAUCAGAAUCAACAGAAGCUCCAUCUUUGGACCUUCAACUUUCAAUUAGCGUAAGACCUAUAAAACCACCAACAUCAGAUCAAGGUGUCCUAAUAAGACCAGUAAAUCAUCAUCAGGAUCACUACAGCGACGUCCGGUUCGACUCCGGCUACGUUGAGGCACUGAAAUGGCAAGCUGCCGAGCAAAUCCGGUUGGCUGCAAUAGAGAAAGCUUAUGCUGAACGUGUGAGAGAGCUAACUAGGCGAGAGAUAGAAAUGGCUCAGUCAGAAUUCGCACGUGCGAGGAGUAUGUGGGAGAGAGCUAAAGAGGAAGUUGAAAGGGCAGAAAAGUUGAAAGAGAGAGCAACUCGUAGGAUUGAUCCUACUAAUUGCAUGGAAGUUACUUGCCAAUCUUGCAGUCAAAAAUUCCGACCUCAUUAAUCUAUAUUUAUGAGGAACAAAUAAAUAGUAGGAUAAGAUGUUAAUUAAUGAACGUGCUUUCUAAUAAUUAAGAGUAAUUAAUAUAAUUUGUGUUUUAAGGGUUUUGGCUGAGGAAAGAUAAAAGAGCUGAUGGUAAAUGAUGUGUAGAAUGCAUUCUUUUCCUGUGAUUGGAACUGCAAAACUUAAGUGGAAUAAUUGUAUGAUUUUUUUGUUU